Pomacea canaliculata is the source of this 2620-nucleotide messenger RNA. Its product is annotated as alpha-(1,3)-fucosyltransferase C-like. The transcript has 3 exons. Lineage: Eukaryota; Metazoa; Mollusca; Gastropoda; Architaenioglossa; Ampullariidae. The coding region runs from base 30 to 1283 and encodes 417 amino acids. Gene Ontology annotation, molecular function: alpha-(1->3)-fucosyltransferase activity. The record is from RefSeq and is a predicted model, not a curated record. Gene Ontology annotation, cellular component: membrane.
UUGAAAAAAUUGUUUACCAAACAACAACGAUGGUGAAUCUUCGCAAGUUCACCAGAACUCGGAGAAUCAAGAUGUGUUUGGUUCUUCUGGUACUCCUGAUUUUGUUGUACAUGGUGACUCUAAGCAUCCUGACAUUUGGUCCAAUGCCCAUGAUAAUCGCACCACAACACAGCUACAGUUCAUCGACAACGCAUUACUUACGUCACUUCCGCUCGAUAUUUAUACUUGAUGUUGCAAAUCAUGACCUGGCACUUGAUCGUCAAGGGAACCGCCUUAGUAUAUCCUCCUCUGACGUAAGGACUGACAGUAGAGCCUCUGUUGUUAACAAUAAGUUGAUUGUAUGGUACAACAUGCCUUUCUGGAUUAGGAAAAGGUCGGAUGCUGAGUUGUUUGGCCACUGUCCAGUCAGCGCGUGCAACUUGUCCACAAACUAUAGUGCGGAUAGAGCAGCUGGCGACGCUGUGGUGUUUGACGGCGCUCCAUUAGAGAUACCAGUGCCACCUCGAGCUUUUCCUGACCAGGUGUACGUCUUCUUCAUGUUAGAACCGCCGCCGAAGCUGGGGUUUGGAGAGCAAAAAAAUUUUUCAUGGAACUCAGCUUUUAACUGGACAUGGGGCUACAGGCAUGACGCAGAUAUAAGAACGACAUACUUUUAUCUGGAACAUUCCAAGCAGUUGCCAAAUAUUAGUUUCCUCAGAGAUUUAGUUCGAAACAAAGAAAAGGCUGCGGCAUGGUUUGUUUCUAACUGCGACGAACAAGCCCAACGACUACGUUACGUUGAGAGACUGAAGGAAGUUCUCCCUGUGGACGUAUAUGGAGCGUGUGGGACUCUGCACUGCACAACCUGGGCCACAGAAUGCGACACCAUGCUUACCAAGUACUUUUUCUAUCUUUCAUUCGAGAACUCUUUUUGCCAGGAUUACGUGACAGAGAAGUUUUCACGAGCCUUCUUGAAGGAUGUGUACGUGGUUCCUGUAGCGCGCGGUGGGCUGAACUACUCUCACCACUUUCCUGAAGGAAUUUUUAUCAACGCUGAUGACUUUAGCAGCCCAGAAGAACUGGGGAUGUAUCUGAAAAAGCUGAUAAACGACGAAGACGCCUACAUUGACAUGUUGUGGCGAAUCGCUCACUUUGUCGACUUGGACUCUUACAAAAACCCAUACUACUACUCGUGGUGCCAUCUGUGUGACAAGCUACACAGGCUGCGGGACAAUGCCAAGACGUAUCCAGACGUCUUUGGAUGGUACCACGAUGGGACAUGCCGACCGCCAAGGGAAUUCUAGAGCUUGGUACAGUUCGUGGCAUACACGGAUGAUCGUGCCAUUUUGGCAGAACAUUUUUCUUUUUGUUUUUUGUUCAGACGGCUGCUCAGAAUCAACAGGCAGCUGGACAAGUCGACCUUUUGAUUGUCAAGUGACGUCCCGAUCACAGUAAACAGGUGACGCAUCUAUCGUCGACAAAUGUGGAAUAAAACAAAGCGAACAAUAUGAUCGUGAAUGUUAAGUGCAAGAUUAUACGGUUGUAAACUUCUGUUGCUUGCUUACACCAUGAACUACUUGAAUGAGAGAGAGAUUGAGAGAGAGUAUAAAAAGAGUAAUUUCAAAGGUCCAAUUAAGCGCACAAUUUUGUUAAUUAUGGUUGUGUCAAACUCGAUGCAAGGUCCGUAAACGCGCAAGCGUACAAACGUGUGGAUAAUGCAUAGAUACAUCUUAAUUACAAAUCGUAUGACGUGUCGACUUUGACCUCUGUGUUUUCCUCCGUGUACCUCUCCUUUAAACGUGCAAUGAAAACACACAUCUUUGUAAACUGUGAGAAUCAGUGAGAACUAAGAUGGCCGCUCCUAGCUGUGCGACGUCUGCAGCUCUCACUUCUGAUUCAAAUUUAUUUCAAUUUUUCAUCGCUUUCGUCUCACCCUGUGUAGGUUAGUUGUCAAGUUAUAGACUUAGGGUGUUGCGUCUGUGUCUAGUGAUGAUGAUUUUUACGUUCAUUGUGUUAGGCAUGCGUUUAUCAUUUUGGAUGGCUGUGGCCGUUACCACUAGCCGACAUUAUUAAGAUGGCGGUCAGCUUAUUUCAUGCUGGUCCACGGCUUCUCUACUCCCGCGAGCUCUUGCUCCGUCUUCGUUCAUCUCCCUCUGUUACCCGGAGUUUUCGGGUGCUGCAAGUCGACAUCGCAUGGCUCCCUCCACUUCGCAGAUCAAGAAGGAGAGGACGCAGAGGCGGUGUGAAGCGGAGACUCAAGAAGUUUUGUCUGGACGAUCGACGCAGAUCUCCACCUCUUCCUUCUAUCCUGCUCUCCAAUGUCCAGUCGAUUCGUGGCAAGAUUGAUGAGCUUGAGGUGUGGAUACACAACUUUCGAUUGCACAGGGAUACUUGUUUGUUGGCGUUUACGGAAACAUGGCUACACGACGGUGACGCUGAUCUAGACAUCGCUGGCUUCUCUGGCCCGUUUAGAUCUGAUAGAUCUGCUGCAGUUACUGGCAAGGCGCGUGGCGGCGGAGUGUGUUUCUAUGUCAACAACAGGUACUGUACAACGGUUAUUCUUCGUGAAAAGAUGUGUACUUGUGACCUUGAACUUCUCACAAUUUCGCUUCGCCCAUUUUACCUCCCGAGAGAAUUCCCC